This is a messenger RNA of Coffea eugenioides, 988 nucleotides long. Its product is annotated as chaperone protein dnaJ 20, chloroplastic-like. The record is from RefSeq and is a predicted model, not a curated record. The transcript has 2 exons. Lineage: Eukaryota; Viridiplantae; Streptophyta; Magnoliopsida; Gentianales; Rubiaceae. Gene Ontology annotation, cellular component: chloroplast. Bases 110 to 745 code for a protein of 211 amino acids.
CGCAUAGCGCUGCAAGUGCAACGAAGUGCAAACUCAGAGAGAACACCAAUUAACUACGCUACUACUGACUAAAAGCCCGCAAUUCAGCAACCAACAAAAGCAAGAAAGCAUGAACGCCGAGGUUAUUUCCAGCGGUCACCUGCAACUUUUCCCACCAAGUUCAAAUACAAGACAUUGUGGCUCCCAGCUUCCAUUUAGCGGCAGGGCCAGUACUGGCAGCAUAGCAUUAAAGCCAAGAAGAAGACCCGGGGCGCUCAGAACAACUGCCAGGGCCGCCGUUUAUGCACCGACCCAGACCCAGGCCGAAACUUUCUAUGAUAUGCUGGGAAUUUCGGAAACAGGGUCGAUUUCCGAUAUCAAGAAAGCCUACAAACAGUUAGCAAGAAAAUACCACCCAGACGUGUCACCGGCGGACCGCACGGAAGAGUACACCAAGAGGUUUAUCGAGGUUCAGGAAGCUUACGAGACGCUUGCUGAUCCACAGACUAGAGCUGUGUACGAUAUGAAUUUAGGUCGAGGAUUGCAUUUCGCUUUUUCAACCGGAAGACGCAACGAGAGAAUGGAUGAUGUGGAGGAAUGGAAACUUAGGUGGCAAUCUCAACUGGAUGAGCUGAGGCUGUGGAGCAUGCACAGGGAUAAUGUCUCCUCCGCCGUUAGAGGGAAGGCAGCGGCGUCGCCCUCGUCGUCGUGGGGUAGUCGAAUGCGCCGAAAGAGAACUGACAUUUAUGAUCUUGGAUUUAUGUAGCAUAUGUUUUGCCUAUUGCUAGCUAUAAGCUAGAUUCAUCGUGGGGAUCCUUGCUCCCUCUCUGACAUAAUCAUAACAGAUUUAGCCGCCGCCGGCGGCACUGGGAGCUGUAUCCAGAUGUAUAUAUAAAAUUGUUGUUAAUUAAUUUUUUGUCUCUUCCGGUUGGACGUGUUUAUGACUCGGCCAUAUCGUUAUGGUUUCUAGAAUUAUUGGGAAAAAUAAAAAUUUCCCCCUUUUUUUUUU